This is a messenger RNA of Drosophila subpulchrella, 3411 nucleotides long. Its product is annotated as polyubiquitin. Gene Ontology annotation, molecular function: ubiquitin protein ligase binding; protein tag activity. The record is from RefSeq and is a predicted model, not a curated record. Lineage: Eukaryota; Metazoa; Arthropoda; Insecta; Diptera; Drosophilidae. Bases 168 to 3371 code for a protein of 1067 amino acids. Gene Ontology annotation, cellular component: cytoplasm; nucleus. Gene Ontology annotation, biological process: protein ubiquitination; modification-dependent protein catabolic process. The transcript has 2 exons.
ACACCUCCACCUUCCAUCCAAAAUUACUUUAAAAUUUGCCAGUCAAGUUGUGUGUUUCAAAAUUAUAGCCGGUAGAGAAGACAGUGCCAUACAAAAACAUAGUAGCAAAGGUCUUAAAACACCCAUAUUAAAACAAACGUUGGACUUUCACCUUUGAAUAAUCCAAAAUGCAGAUCUUUGUGAAGACCUUGACUGGAAAGACCAUUACUUUGGAGGUGGAGCCCUCCGAUACGAUUGAGAAUGUGAAGGCCAAGAUCCAGGAUAAGGAGGGCAUCCCCCCAGAUCAGCAGCGUCUGAUCUUCGCCGGCAAGCAACUGGAGGACGGACGCACCCUGUCCGACUACAACAUCCAGAAGGAGUCGACCCUCCACUUGGUCCUCCGUCUGCGCGGUGGAAUGCAGAUCUUUGUCAAGACUUUGACCGGCAAGACCAUCACUCUUGAAGUUGAGCCAUCCGACACCAUUGAGAAUGUGAAGGCCAAGAUCCAGGACAAGGAGGGAAUUCCCCCAGACCAGCAGCGUCUGAUCUUCGCCGGAAAGCAGCUUGAGGAUGGUCGCACUUUGUCCGAUUAUAACAUUCAGAAGGAGUCGACCCUCCACUUGGUCCUCCGUCUCCGCGGUGGAAUGCAGAUCUUUGUCAAGACUUUGACCGGCAAGACCAUCACUCUUGAAGUUGAGCCUUCUGAUACCAUCGAAAAUGUGAAGGCCAAGAUCCAGGACAAGGAGGGAAUCCCCCCAGAUCAGCAGCGUCUCAUCUUCGCCGGAAAGCAGCUUGAGGAUGGUCGCACUUUGUCCGAUUAUAACAUCCAGAAGGAGUCGACCUUGCAUUUGGUUCUCCGUCUUCGUGGUGGUAUGCAGAUUUUCGUGAAGACUUUGACCGGAAAGACCAUAACCCUGGAGGUGGAGCCAUCCGACACUAUUGAGAAUGUAAAGGCUAAGAUUCAGGAUAAGGAGGGAAUCCCCCCAGAUCAGCAGCGAUUGAUUUUCGCCGGAAAGCAGCUUGAAGACGGUCGCACUUUGUCUGAUUACAACAUCCAGAAGGAGUCGACCCUCCACUUGGUCCUCCGUCUGCGAGGUGGAAUGCAGAUCUUUGUCAAGACUUUGACCGGCAAGACCAUCACUCUGGAAGUGGAGCCUUCGGACACCAUUGAAAACGUCAAGGCCAAGAUCCAGGAUAAGGAGGGCAUUCCCCCAGAUCAGCAGCGUCUGAUCUUCGCCGGCAAGCAACUGGAGGACGGACGCACCCUGUCCGACUACAACAUCCAGAAGGAGUCGACCUUGCAUUUGGUUCUCCGUCUGCGUGGUGGAAUGCAGAUCUUUGUCAAGACUUUGACCGGCAAGACCAUCACUCUUGAAGUCGAGCCUUCUGAUACCAUCGAAAACGUCAAGGCCAAGAUCCAAGACAAGGAGGGUAUUCCCCCAGAUCAGCAGCGUCUCAUCUUCGCCGGAAAGCAGCUUGAGGACGGUCGCACUUUGUCCGAUUACAACAUCCAGAAGGAGUCGACCUUGCAUUUGGUUCUCCGUCUCCGCGGUGGAAUGCAGAUCUUUGUGAAGACCUUGACCGGAAAGACUAUAACCCUGGAGGUGGAGCCUUCGGACACCAUUGAGAAUGUGAAGGCCAAGAUCCAAGACAAGGAGGGAAUCCCCCCAGAUCAGCAGCGUCUCAUCUUCGCCGGAAAGCAGCUAGAGGAUGGUCGCACCCUGUCCGAUUACAACAUUCAGAAGGAGUCGACGUUGCAUUUGGUUCUCCGUCUGCGUGGUGGUAUGCAAAUCUUCGUGAAGACUUUGACCGGAAAGACCAUCACUCUGGAAGUGGAGCCUUCAGACACCAUUGAGAAUGUGAAGGCCAAGAUCCAGGACAAGGAGGGAAUUCCUCCAGAUCAGCAGCGUCUCAUCUUCGCCGGAAAGCAGCUUGAGGAUGGUCGCACUUUGUCCGAUUAUAACAUCCAGAAGGAGUCGACCUUGCAUUUGGUUCUCCGUCUUCGUGGUGGUAUGCAGAUUUUCGUGAAGACUUUGACCGGAAAGACCAUAACCCUGGAGGUGGAGCCAUCCGACACUAUUGAGAAUGUAAAGGCUAAGAUUCAGGAUAAGGAGGGAAUCCCCCCAGAUCAGCAGAGAUUGAUUUUCGCCGGAAAGCAGCUUGAAGACGGUCGCACUUUGUCUGAUUACAACAUCCAGAAGGAGUCGACCCUCCACUUGGUCCUCCGUCUCCGCGGUGGAAUGCAGAUCUUUGUCAAGACUUUGACCGGCAAGACCAUCACUCUUGAAGUCGAGCCUUCUGAUACCAUCGAGAAUGUGAAGGCCAAGAUCCAGGACAAGGAGGGAAUCCCCCCAGAUCAGCAGCGAUUGAUCUUCGCCGGCAAACAACUGGAGGACGGACGCACCCUGUCUGACUACAACAUCCAGAAGGAGUCGACCCUCCACUUGGUUCUCCGUCUGCGCGGUGGAAUGCAGAUCUUUGUCAAGACUUUGACCGGCAAGACCAUCACUCUUGAAGUCGAGCCUUCUGAUACCAUCGAGAAUGUGAAGGCCAAGAUCCAGGACAAGGAGGGAAUCCCCCCAGAUCAGCAGCGAUUGAUCUUCGCCGGCAAACAACUGGAGGACGGACGCACCCUGUCUGACUACAACAUCCAGAAGGAGUCGACCCUCCACUUGGUUCUCCGUCUGCGCGGUGGAAUGCAGAUCUUUGUCAAGACUUUGACCGGAAAGACCAUCACUCUUGAAGUUGAGCCUUCUGAUACCAUCGAGAAUGUGAAGGCCAAAAUCCAGGAUAAGGAGGGAAUCCCCCCAGAUCAGCAGCGUCUGAUCUUCGCCGGCAAACAACUGGAGGACGGACGCACCCUGUCCGACUACAACAUCCAGAAGGAGUCGACCUUGCAUUUGGUCCUCCGUCUGCGCGGUGGAAUGCAGAUCUUCGUGAAGACUUUGACCGGAAAGACCAUCACUCUGGAAGUGGAGCCUUCGGACACCAUUGAAAACGUCAAGGCCAAGAUCCAGGAUAAGGAGGGCAUCCCCCCAGAUCAGCAGCGUCUCAUCUUCGCCGGCAAGCAACUGGAGGACGGACGCACCCUGUCCGAUUACAACAUUCAGAAGGAGUCGACCCUCCACUUGGUCCUCCGUCUGCGCGGUGGAAUGCAGAUCUUUGUCAAGACUUUGACCGGCAAGACCAUCACUCUUGAGGUGGAGCCAUCCGACACCAUUGAGAAUGUGAAGGCCAAGAUCCAGGACAAGGAGGGCAUCCCCCCAGACCAGCAGCGUCUCAUCUUUGCCGGAAAGCAACUGGAGGAUGGACGCACCCUGUCCGAUUACAACAUCCAGAAGGAGUCCACUUUGCACUUGGUGCUCCGACUCCGCGGUGGAAUCCAGGCUUAAACUGAAUACAUUUCCAAAUAAACACAAUUCUUAGCACGCA